AGGAGGCGGGGUUUGCGGGAAAACACGCUGCUGUCACGUACACCAGCGGCACAGCCGGAUGUUUUACAGCAGCAGAAACUGACCGAAACCCAUGGUAUUUUGUCAAGUGACCUUACCGGCGGACACUGCAUCAGGAGGCUUAUAAACGUCCAUCUCACGGAAAAAAACAGAAAAUGCCGCUGGGUGAAGAGAAGAACGGUGCGUGCGAUAGGUCCAUAUAUGUGAACAAUCCCCAUUUAGACUCCAUGAAAGAUGACAUCCUUUACCAUUUUAACCUGGGAACAUCCACUCACGACUUACCAGCGAUGUUUGGAGAUGUCAAAUUUGUGUGUGUAGGAGGAAGUCCGUGGAGGAUGAAGUCUUUCACUGAAUACAUUGCCAAAGAACUGGGGCUAUCAGAGCCUAAUGCUGAAUUCCCAAAUAUAUGUGAAGGAACCGAUCGCUAUGCAAUGUACAAAGUUGGACCUGUGCUGUCAGUCAGUCAUGGCAUGGGCAUCCCAUCUAUCUCUAUAAUGUUGCAUGAGCUUAUCAAGCUCCUGUAUCAUGCCCACUGCACUGAUGUCACUGUAGUGCGCAUCGGAACGUCAGGUGGAAUAGGUUUAAAGCCAGGUAUUGUGGUGGUUACCAAACAGUCAGUGGAUUCUGUGUUCCAGCCUCGCCUUGAGCAGAUCAUCCUGGGAAAACCAGUGGUCAGGAGCACAGAACUCGAUGCGGAACUUGCAGAGGAGCUUCUUCAGUGUGGCAAAGACCUUGCAGAGUUUGAGACUGUCAUCGGUAACACAAUGUGCACCCUUGACUUCUAUGAAGGUCAAGCUCGGCUGGAUGGGGCCUUCUGCUCGUACAGUGAAGAAGAUAAACAGAGCUAUCUUGCUGAAGCCUAUGCCGCUGGGGUUCGUAACAUUGAGAUGGAGUCAUCUGUGUUUGCGGCCAUGUGCAAACUGAGCAAUCUUCGAGCUGCGGUUGUGUGUGUAACGCUGUUGGACAGACUGAAAGGAGACCAGCUGACCAGCUCUCAUGACAUCCUGAAUAGCUACCAGCAGCGACCUCAGGUCUUGGUUGGACAUUACAUCAAAAAGAAGCUGAAUGCCUAUAAGAAAAGUUAGUUUGAAAGCUUUUCAAGAAAGCUUUUACAAGAGUCCCAGGUGAAGGUAGGGAAAAGUAUAGUGCAGUUAUUUGAAUAUAUGGCAAGCAGAAGCAGCUCUUAUAAGUUUAUCAAAAGUGACCAAGAUAACAGAAAUACCUUUGAAUUUUUCUGCAGUUUAAUACUGCAAUUACUAGCAUGCUCAUGCAACCUCAUGCCUUGAAUGUAAUACCUUAAUUUCCUCGUUUUAAAUUGGUAAUAGGCACAUUAUGUUAUAACAGAUAUUUAUUAUUGUUUUAAAAGGCACUGUAUUAAAACUACUCCUGAUGAAGUAGUUGUGUAAAAGGGAAAGAUUUUAUAAAAAAAAGAGAGAGAACUAAGCGGUUUUAGCACUAGUUACCUUAAAAGGGUCCAAGGAAGCAUUUUUAAAAAAACAAUAAACCUCUGUUUGUUGGUCUAUGGUUAUGUUACAAACAAAUUUUACUGUAAUGUUCACAAAUGUCUUAAUUUUAUUUUCACAAAUGUAUUAAAUAUUGCAUAAUAUUUCUCCUUAAGUUUGCUAUGUUUAACAUUGAAAGUAUUAUUUUAUUUCCGUAACUGAAUGUUUUGUUAUACAAGAUUCUGACAAA
Molecule: messenger RNA, 1710 nt
Organism: Sinocyclocheilus rhinocerous
Lineage: Eukaryota; Metazoa; Chordata; Actinopteri; Cypriniformes; Cyprinidae
Product: uridine phosphorylase 1-like
Exons: 8
Coding region: 174-1103 (309 amino acids)
Biological process (GO): uridine catabolic process; nucleotide catabolic process
Cellular component (GO): cytoplasm; cytosol
Molecular function (GO): uridine phosphorylase activity
Source: RefSeq, a predicted model, not a curated record